Rhodamnia argentea is the source of this 2594-nucleotide messenger RNA. RefSeq names its product pentatricopeptide repeat-containing protein At4g16835, mitochondrial. Lineage: Eukaryota; Viridiplantae; Streptophyta; Magnoliopsida; Myrtales; Myrtaceae. The transcript has a single exon. Bases 100 to 2118 code for a protein of 672 amino acids. Gene Ontology annotation, molecular function: zinc ion binding; protein binding; RNA binding. The record is from RefSeq and is a predicted model, not a curated record. Gene Ontology annotation, biological process: RNA modification.
AGCUCUACAUUUCAGUCAAAAUCUUUCUCGUGCGACAGACCCCGUGUCCGCAGCAAAUGCUAUCUUGCAAUUCGCAGAACACUUCCGACAAAAUGACCGAUGACUCUGUCUAGCCGCGCCGGAAAACAUCACCUCUUAGCCUCGUUCAAGUUAAAGAUCCGAUCUUUGAUCACCCUCAAAACCGCUUCUUUCUCUCCCUUAGCAGCCGAAGACCCACGUCCGGAUUCGAGCGAUGAAUGCAAUUCAGCUAGUUUUCGUGAUUCCCAUGUCCCCAGAACCGCCCAGUUGGGAUCCUCCAGUGACUUGAGUGAUCAGCGUGAAUUAGAUGACAUAGUCGAGUCAAAUAAGGCGAUCUCUCGGUGCCUUCGAGCUAAUGACUUGGAUUCUGCUCUUAGAGUGUUCAACGGCAUGAGAAUCAAGUCACUCGUCACUUGGAAUUCGAUUCUUGCUGGUUAUGCAAAGAGACCUGAGAAAUUUCAGGAAGCCCGCAGGAUGUUUGAUAAAAUUCCCGAACGAGAUGGUGUUUCGUAUAACAUCAUGUUGGCUUGUUAUUUGAGGACUUUUGGCGUGAACACGGCCCAGGCUUACUUCGAUAAAAUGCCAGUUAAGGAUGUAGCCUCUUGGAACACGUUGAUAUCGGGGUAUGUUCGGAAGGGGGAAAUGGGUCGGGCAUGUGAGUUGUUUUCUGCAAUGCCCGAGAAGAACAGUGUCUCGUGGAGUGCGAUGAUAUCUGGGUAUGCGGAGUGUGGUGACUUGGAGUCAGCAGUGAGAUUCUUUGAGGCUGCACCGAUUAAGAGUGUAGUGGCUUGGACAGCCAUGAUCAAUGGAUAUAUGAAAUUUGGAAAGGUCGAAGUUGCGGAAAAGCUAUUUCAAGAGAUGCCUGACAAAAAUUUGGUGACAUGGAAUGCAGUUAUUGCAGGUUAUGUUGAGAAUAGCCGUGCGGAGGAGGGUUUGAAGCUAUUCAAUAACAUGAUGGGAUAUGGAAUAAGACCGAAUCCUUCGACUUUGAGCAGUGUUCUACUGGGCUGUAGCAAUUUGUCUGCCUUGCAGUUGGGUAAGCAAGUUCAUCAAUUUACCAUUAAAAGCCCAUUAAGUAGUGACACAACCGUGGGCACUUCAUUGAUCAGCAUGUAUUGGAAGUGUGGAGAUUUGAGGGAUGCUUGGAAGUUGUUUCUUGAGAUGCCUCAUAGGGACCUUGUCUCUUGGAAUGCGAUGAUAUCGGGAAAUGCUCAGCAUGGUUCAGGACAAGUAGCUCUUACUUUGUUUGAUGAGAUGAGAAAUGAGGGAAUUAAACCAGAUUGGAUCACUUUCGUCGCUGUAUUAGUGGCUUGCAACCAUGCAGGUCUGGUUGAUCAAGGAGUAAAGUAUUUUGAUUCUAUGAUGAGAGAUUAUAGAGUUGAAGUGAAGCCGGAUCACUACUCCUGCAUGGUGGACCUCCUUUGUAGAGCUGGCAAAUUAGAUGAAGCUGUAGAUUUGAUCAACAGAUUGCCUUUUAGACCCCAUUCAGCUAUAUUUGGAACCCUUUUGGGUGCAUGCAGGAUCCACAAGAACUUGGAGUUGGCUGAAUUUGCUGCCAAGAGCUUGCUUAAUCUUGAUCCUACAAAUGUGACUGGUUACGUUCAAUUGGCCAAUGUUUAUGCAGCAAUGAACAGAUGGGAUAGAGUCACUGAGGUUAGGAAAUCGAUGAAACAACAUAAGGUGGUCAAAACACCAGGCUAUAGUUGGAUUGAGGUAAAAAGUGUGGUUCAUGAGUUCAGAUCAGGAGACCGGAUUCACCGGGAGCUACCUUUAAUACACUCAAAACUGGAUGCCUUGGUGAAGAAAAUGAGACUAGCUGGAUAUGUGCCAGAUCUUGAAUGUGCAUUGCAUGAUGUGGAAAAAGAGCAGAAAGAGCAGCUUCUCCUUGGACACAGUGAAAAGUUGGCUAUUGCUUUUGGGCUUCUAAAGCUUCCACCCGGAAUACCGAUCCGGGUUUUCAAGAACUUGAGAACCUGUGGGGAUUGCCACAGUUCUGCAAAAUACAUAUCCGCAAUUGAAGGUAGAAAGAUUAUUGUCAGAGAUACCUCGAGAUUUCAUCACUUCAAGGAUGGAAUUUGCUCCUGUGGAGACUAUUGGUAGGAACGUAUGCAGAUUAUCUGCUCAUGGUUAUCCGACCUGCAUAGAUGUCUUUUGUCAGUAGUGAUGAUUACAAGAUAAUGCAUCUUUUGACGACUCAAUCUUGCUAUGAUUGUCGCAAGUUUUCAGAUUCCAAAAUUCAAAAACUGGAUCUCCCUUAUCACCACCUUCCAGUUGGAACUUGUCUGGAGAGAUCACACUGGUGCGAGGAGCAGAUUGAAUUUAUCAACUUUGACGAAGCUCGAGAGCAAGGGGCGUGAAUUGGCAUAUUUUUCGCAAAGAUUGACCUCAGUACCAACAUUUGCUUUUGAGGGUGCGAGAAGGUUUGCACAUGCGAGAUUCCGCGAGGAACCGAAGGCAAUCGAUUCAAAGUUCCUAGAAGCCAGUUUGUAUUAUAUUCAGCUUCUAGACCAUCGUGAUUUCGCCUACUGCACAUCGGAGUUUUGAGUUCAGGCCUAAUACUCGACAGGUUUUAACUU